AUGUUCAAAUUUAGCCGUGUUAUUCCUCGAGCCCGUUCAUGCAGCUACCAAUCAUGGUGCUGCGGCAACAGAAUUGGGUCUUUGGCUCAAGGAAAAUCAUACUCAUCGUCUUCAAAGAUUACCACACACUUCGGUGGUAAAGGCUGCGCUCCUCCCCGAUCCGGUGUUCCUUACUCCCCUGCUGCUAAAGGCAAUGGGUUUGUCUUCGUAUCAGGCCAAGUAGCUGCCGACGGCAAUGGCAAAUAUCUUCCGGUCGAGGCCUCCGUCACCGAGAAGACACACAAGAUGAUCCAGAAUGUCAAGAGUAUCCUAGAAUCUUCCGGGUCUUCCCUAGACCAAGUGAUCAAGGCUAAUAUUAUCUUCGUUCACUUGGAUCGCGACUAUGAGGAGUUCAAUGAGGUUUACAAGCAGUAUUUCCCUCAUAAUCCGGCUAGGACAAGUGUUGAAGUUAGUGGACUACCCAAGCCCGCUGAUUUGGAGAUCGAAGUAAUUGCGUUAGCGAAUUAA
Molecule: messenger RNA, 507 nt
Organism: Penicillium hordei
Lineage: Eukaryota; Fungi; Ascomycota; Eurotiomycetes; Eurotiales; Aspergillaceae
Exons: 4
Coding region: 1-507 (168 amino acids)
Cellular component (GO): cytosol
Molecular function (GO): deaminase activity
Source: RefSeq, a predicted model, not a curated record